GGUCACUGCUUAUGUCACGAGUUUCCUUGGGUCCUCGCUUCACCAAUUGGUUUCUAAGCUUUUUUUUUUCUAGCACUUCACAGUUCACAUUCAUCAUCGUCACACUCUCUUCCACAUUCAAUACCGUAUCUCACUCUUCCCUCCCUCAAAAAACUCUCCUCUUUUUCUCCUCCCUCUGUUCCCUCACACUCACAUUCAACCAACCAAAUAAACUUAGAUUGCCUCUAUUUCUAUUCCCUUCUUCCCACAAACUUUUAUCUCUUUUAUUUCCCACUUCCAACCCUUUUCAUCAGUCAACACUUUGACCUGAUUCCUCUUCACCAAAAGAAAAAGGGAUCAUAACAAAACCAAACCAAAGAAGGAAUAAAAAGAAACCCUCUCUUAUUUAUUCCCCUCUUUACCACAUAUUUAUAACACGAUAUAUAGUACUUAUACACCAACGCUGAGAAAGCUUUUCGCUUUUCCAUCGAUAUGGGAUUCUCCGAGAAGGCGCAACUAGAGGGAGCAUUUGAUUCAGAUACCAACAAUAAUAAUCGAAAAUGGGUUAUCGCUGGAAUCGCGUUACGUGCACCGUUGAAGCCAAUUUACACUAUCCCUAUGGAGAAGGAGCAAAAGGAAGAGGUUGAAACAGAGGAUUGUUCAAGUUCAACAACACCAACAAACGUGGAAUCGAAGAUCCCAACACCGUUCACGUGCCCACCUGCUCCCAGGAAGCGGAAACCCGCGUCGAAGAAGUGCAAUUAUCGUCGCGGUGGUGGAGUUGUUAGAGAGUUCUUCACGCCACCUGACUUGGAAACCGUGUUCAUACGCCACGUUGAAAAGGCUAUUUGAUCUCACGGAAGAAGAAUAAAAUAAAAUAAAAUUAAGUAGCCACUUUCUUCUCUAGGGAUAGCUAGCUUUUGGUUCGGUUCAUGUAUCUUAGUGUUUUCUUUUUCUUUCCCUAGUGUAAGUGUUUUCUGGUUUCAUUGAGUAGCUAGAGAGCUUCGGUAGGUUUUUUUUUUUUUGUUACAUUUAUUGGUAGGAGUAUUUAUUGACUAUUAAUUUAUGUUGAAAAAUAUAAUUAAUCACUUUAGUGAGAUUUUUCUCUUCUAAAUAUGUUUUUUUUC
Molecule: messenger RNA, 1106 nt
Organism: Glycine soja
Lineage: Eukaryota; Viridiplantae; Streptophyta; Magnoliopsida; Fabales; Fabaceae
Product: cyclin-dependent protein kinase inhibitor SMR6-like
Exons: 1
Coding region: 472-831 (119 amino acids)
Biological process (GO): regulation of DNA endoreduplication
Source: RefSeq, a predicted model, not a curated record